AUGUCUCCUACCAAGCCGCAGCACAUCAGCGGCGAGUUCGUGAUCACCGACGACGACAACGGUGGUGAACGGGCCCCAAUGAAGCGCUCCUUCGACAAGGUGGACGAGAUCCCCAAAUACGAGGGUGUCCGUCCCAAAGCCCUCGUGUUCGACGCCAGCGCCAUUCUCGAGAACCGCACUGGCAUCUGCCACGCCAUGCACAAGGUCUUCCAGAAGGCCUUUCCCACCCACCCGAUGCCCACCCAAGACGAGAUCAUGGAGGCGUACUCCUACAGCGGUGCCUGGCCUGACAUGCUCGCCCACCUCGGCAUCUCCAAGAAAGAGUACCGCGCCAAGCAAAAGGUUUCCGAGGAGGCCUACAUGAAAGCCUACGGCAGAGCCAACGCCGUCGAGCAGCUUGCCUAUUUCAGCGACUCAGUCCGCGUUCUCCGCGCCGCCAAGGAGGAGGGCUUCGUCCUCGUUCUCUACAGUGACAACAGCCCCUUGAUAGUCGAUGCCCUGCUCCGGUUGGGAACCGUCGACAUCUUUGACAUCUACAUCGACAAUGAAAACGCCUGGAUCAGCCGCGGUGUCACAGCCCCGCCCCGUCCCAUCGAGACCAAGGACAUUAUCGAGGCCUAUGAUGAGUACCUCAAGGACAAGGGACUCAAAGUGGAGGGAGACGACAGCAACAAACUCAAGCGCGAAGAGAUGAUGUUGAUCGAGGGCACCAUCAAGCAGCUCGAAUCCCAUCGUGAGAAGGGAGAGAAUUCCGAGACGUGGAAUUACCCUCUCGUGUACGUCGCCCGCACCGAGGCCGAGAUCAGCGUCGAGCAGGAAUCUUGGUGCGCUUUGAUCGUGGAGGAUUUGGACGAGUUUGGCUACACCGUGUUUGGUCUUGCUCUUCCCGAGACUGCUCCGGCUCGUCCAGUUGCACCCAGUCGUGCCACGGACAAAGUUGUCGAUCCGGUCGAGAAGGAAGUGGUUGAAGUUGAGGAUGGGGAGAAGGAUGCCGGCGAGCAGCAGAUGGACAAUGCUGAGGAGCAGCAGAGCAAGGAUGCUGCUGAUGAGCAGGAGGACAAGGAUACCGAGGAGCAGAACAAUGUUGCCGAGGAGCACCGGAGAACCGAUACCGAGGAGCGAUAG
This is a messenger RNA of Podospora bellae-mahoneyi, 1125 nucleotides long. RefSeq lists its product as uncharacterized. Bases 1 to 1125 code for a protein of 374 amino acids. The record is from RefSeq and is a predicted model, not a curated record. The transcript has 4 exons. Lineage: Eukaryota; Fungi; Ascomycota; Sordariomycetes; Sordariales; Podosporaceae.